AUCUUUUUUGGGCUGUGUCGAUAAAUUUUCCGCGAGUUCCUAGCGUUUCUCAUUUCAUUUCUUUUGAUGACGGGUCUUUCCGCCACUGCAUCCGUUCGAAUUAUUACAAAAAAGGUUCCCCAGUCCGAUCCAGAGACAAAGUGUCCCACAAAUACAGCAGCAAAGAUGUGUGACCGCAAAGCGGUGAUCAAGAAUGCUGACAUGAACGAGGAGAUGCAGCAGGAUGCUGUUGACUGCGCGACGCAAGCGCUUGAAAAGUUCAACAUAGAAAAGGACAUCGCUGCAUUUAUCAAGAAAGAGUUUGACAAGAAAUACAACCCGACGUGGCACUGCAUCGUGGGCCGGAACUUCGGGUCGUACGUGACGCACGAGACGCGCCACUUUAUCUACUUCUACCUCGGACAAGUGGCCAUUCUCCUCUUCAAGAGCGGUUAGACGCCCCCUCCUCGCUCUCUAAAUUUUUUGUUAUUAGCCAUGGACAUAGUACCGGGGGCGCCGGGGCGCGGACUUAUACAUUCCGAAACUUCCCUGCCUCGGCGCUGAGUGAAGUGUUUUUAUCGAAUGCUGGUCAUUUUCGCACUGUUUGUACUAUGUUAGCUAAGAUUCCAUUAAGUCAACUCUAAAACUGUACAACAUUCACAUCUAGUGUAUUUAUAUUAAAGAAAAUUUUAGUUUUAA
Amyelois transitella is the source of this 678-nucleotide messenger RNA. Its product is annotated as dynein light chain 2, cytoplasmic. The coding region runs from base 67 to 435 and encodes 122 amino acids. Gene Ontology annotation, cellular component: cytoplasmic dynein complex. Gene Ontology annotation, biological process: microtubule-based process; cilium assembly. NCBI's taxonomy places the organism in Eukaryota, Metazoa, Arthropoda, Insecta, Lepidoptera, Pyralidae. The transcript has 3 exons. The record is from RefSeq and is a predicted model, not a curated record. Gene Ontology annotation, molecular function: dynein light intermediate chain binding; dynein intermediate chain binding.